AUGGAAGAUUUAGCAGCAAAGGAUGCAUGUAGAGGAGUAAAUGGACAGUCCAAAACAGACGAAUCACCUUCUGCUGCUGCUCUCAGUGUUGAGUCACGCUGCGGAUCCUGCCUGAGAAGCAUUAAGCUGUGGAUACCUGUGGACUACAAGAAUGAAACGGUUCAGCUUUUUAAACUGGCAGGACCCGUGGUCAUUUCACAGAUGAUGAGCUUCCUGAUCGGCUUCGUCAGCAUGGUGUUCUGCGGUCACCUGGGGAAAACAGAGCUGGCGGGGGUGGCGUUAGCGAUUGCGGUAAUAAAUGUCACAGGUAUUACCAUUGGCAGUGGUUUGGCAUCAACUUGUGAUACUCUCAUAUCUCAGACUUAUGGAAGUGGUAACCGAAAGCGUGUUGGAGUGAUACUCCAAAGGGGAGUUCUGAUUCUGCUGUUAGCCUGUUUCCCCUGCUGGGCCGUCCUGGUUAACACUCAGCCCAUUCUGCUGGCUGUCAGACAGAGCACAGAGGUCGCCAGACUCUCCCAGCUGUAUGUGAAAAUCUUUAUGCCGGCUCUGCCAGCUGCCUUCAUGUACCAGCUGCAGGGGAGAUAUCUUCAGAAUCAGGGCAUCAUGUGGCCCCAGGUGAUAUCUGGAGCCUCUGGGAAUAUUUUAAAUGUAAUAAUAAACUACAUCUUCCUCAGCCAUCUGGAUCUGGGGGUUGCUGGAUCUGCAGCUGCAAAUGCCAUCUCUCAGUAUUCCUUGGCUGUGUUCUUGUUUGUGUACAUCUACGCAAGGGGACUGCACAAAGCUACAUGGGAUGGCUGGUCAAGAGACUGCCUGCAGGAGUGGGGUCCUUUCCUCCGGCUGGCCAUCCCCAGCAUGCUGAUGCUUUGUCUGGAGUGGUGGCUGUAUGAGAUCGCAGGGUUCCUGGCAGGCAUCAUCAGCGAGGUUGAGCUCGGAGCUCAGUCUAUAAUUUAUGAACUGGCUGCUAUCGCCUACAUGUUUCCAACGGGUUUCUCCGUGGCUGCCAGUGUUCGCGUUGGAAAUGCUCUUGGUGCUGGAAACACAGAGCAAGCCAAGCUGUCCAGCAAGGUCUCACUCAUCUGUGCAUUUAUUGUGUCAUGUUUCAUCGGAGCGUGUCUUGGUUUGUCUAAGGAUGUGGUUGGUUACAUUUUCACUACAGAGAAAGACAUAAUUCAGAGGGUGGCCGAUAUCAUGAAGAUGUACUGUUUCAUCCAUGUUGCUGAGGCCUUCUCGGGUGUGACCGGAGGUAUCGUCAGGGGGGCAGGAAAGCAAAUGGUUGGUGCUGUGUGUAACUUGGUGGGUUACUAUUUCAUUGGGUUCCCCAUUGGUGUGUCUUUGAUGUUCCCUGUCAAAAUGGGCAUCGUAGGGCUGUGGUCGGGGUUUUUAAUUUGUGUUUUGCUACAGUCCAUGUUUUUUAUAGUUUUCCUGUGUAAAUUGAACUGGAUAAAAACCACUGAAGAGGCGCUUUUAAGAGCAGGAGUCCACAGUAAAGAGGAGAACAAGAUCUUCUCCAUAGAAAACAAAGCUCUGGACUCUGGCAAGAAACAGGCCCACGAACAGACCUGUCGAUCUACUUCUUUGAGUUCAGUGAAGGACAAGCGGGAAGUGCUCGAUGUAGGUCAGCGGUCUUCAGAUGACGUGGCUCUGUCAGUCAGGCAGCUGGUGGUACGACGUGGCCUCGCUGUGCUGCUCAUGUUCAUUAUCCUUGCUGCUGGAGUCUGCAUCAGCGAGCUGCUCAUCAGACUGCUUGAAUAAGACGAGUGACCAUGCAGUCGUGUGUGUGUCUUCAUGCUUAGCAGUACAGCACGUCACCCAUAAACAAACAUCAACAAUUGACACCAAAAUUAUAUGUAGCUUCCUGUUUACCAUCUGAGGCAAUUUGUAACGACAAACUUUCAAUCCAUACUCCCACUUUUACAAAACGUCUGACCAUUCAUUAUGCACUAAUGAUGGAAAAUAUAUG
Messenger RNA from Anoplopoma fimbria (sablefish), 1960 nucleotides. Its product is annotated as multidrug and toxin extrusion protein 1-like. Gene Ontology annotation, biological process: xenobiotic detoxification by transmembrane export across the plasma membrane. Gene Ontology annotation, cellular component: membrane. Gene Ontology annotation, molecular function: antiporter activity; xenobiotic transmembrane transporter activity. The coding region runs from base 1 to 1752 and encodes 583 amino acids. The record is from RefSeq and is a predicted model, not a curated record. Lineage: Eukaryota; Metazoa; Chordata; Actinopteri; Perciformes; Anoplopomatidae. The transcript has 16 exons.